AUGGAGAUGCCUCACAGAUCAUUCAGCUAUUACAGUACAAAUACGGUCCUUUUCAAGUUCUUGAAUCCCAACAUAGAAAUGGAUUCUCAAGAGCCUCCAAUAUAUCCAAGGCUAAUUGUAAACCGGGCAGCAAGCAAGGAUGAAUGGGAAAACAAAAACCGCAGGGCCUUACACGCCAUUCAACUCUCGUGUGGGAAGGCACUGGGCCAAAUCAGAAACUUCAAAACAGCCAAAGAGGAAUGGAAACACUUGAAGACAUCCUUCAGCAAAGACAUGAAAGCGCACCACGUUUCGGGACAAACGUGCUUGUUAGACCCAUGCACAAGGCCUCUCCAAAUUUACUUGAAGAAAGGCUUCUUGGAAGAGGCGAAACUGAACAUCAACGUCGCCCCUCGUGAUAUCUUCUCCAAGUCUCGAGAAGACGGAAGGACCGCUCUUCACGUCGCGGUGGCGAGGACGGGGAAGCGACGGUUGCUGAGAAUGCGAGACAAGAAGGGCUACACAGCGCUCGCUCUAGCGGCAAAAUUAACAGACAAUAAGGAGAUGGCGGAGUGGAAGAGCAGCCAAAGCAGAAGAAGGAAUUAA
Molecule: messenger RNA, 585 nt
Organism: Glycine soja
Lineage: Eukaryota; Viridiplantae; Streptophyta; Magnoliopsida; Fabales; Fabaceae
Exons: 2
Coding region: 1-585 (194 amino acids)
Source: RefSeq, a predicted model, not a curated record